UCUCACCAUCAAGAACUUAAAAUGAAUCGCGACAAUAUAUUACUGUGAUUCAUUUUAAGCAAGCGGCUCUUCCCACCCCUCAAACUUCAUUUUCUUCGGCUUUAAAAUCAAGCACACGAAGAAAACAGAGGAAAAUAUGCUUCUUUCGAACAAGUGACAACCGACAGCAGAAAUUUCCUCAUAAACCGUACAAGUACCACCUUCCAAGUUCCGACCCAAGAACACGUACCCGCCACCACUCCCUCCAAAACCCAAAUCGCCACCAUUUCCAAUUUCCACACCAAGAGAGAGUGGGAUUUCAUGACGAGUAAGAAGAGAGUUCUGGUAGUUGGGGGAACAGGUUACUUGGGCCAGCAUGUACUGCAAGGGUUCUCACAGAUUGAAGGGAAAGGGAUCACAUCAACCUCCCCUUUCGAUCUGGCCUUUACCCACCACUCCAAUCCUCCCCCCCAGGCGUUGCUCGACGCACAUUUGCUGCCUUUCCAAGUCGAUUUGAAGACCGGCCAUGGAUUUCAAGCCAUUUCUCAGACGUUUGGCCGGCCUGAUGUGGUCAUAAACUGCGCUGCACUAUCCGUACCUCGUGCCUGUGAAAUGGAUCCUGCUGCUGCUAUGUCUGUGAAUGUUCCAUCUUCUCUUGUGAACUGGUUAUCAAGCUUUGAAGAGAGUAGUUCUCUUCUGAUCCAUUUGUCAACUGAUCAAGUUUAUGAAGGGGUGAAGUCCUUUUACAAGGAAGAUGAUGAAACUGCUCCCGUAAAUGUAUAUGGGAAAUCGAAAGUGGCAGCAGAGCAGUUCAUAUCCGAAAAAUGCUCAAACUUUGCAAUUUUGAGAAGCAGCAUCAUCUUUGGGCCACAGACAAUCUCACCGGUUCCAAAAUCUCUUCCAAUCCAGUGGAUAGAUGGUGUCCUCUCCAAAGGAAAGACGAGCGAGUUUUUCCAUGACGAGUUCCGGUGUCCAGUGUAUGUUAAAGAUGUUGUAGCUGUCAUAUUAGCUCUGUCCAAGGGAUGGAUAUAUGAAAGUAAGCAAACAAAGGUGCUACUAAAUGUCGGUGGACCAGAUAGGGUAUCCCGCCUUCAAAUGGCUGAGAUUGUUGCCAAUGUUAGAGGAUACAACCCCUCAUUAAUCAAAUCAGUGUCUGCAUCAUCAGUCGAUCGUGGAGUAAUGUCUCCUGCCGACAUAUCCAUGGAUAUAACUAAGCUGGUUCGGACACUUGGUAUUGCUCCAACUUCAUUUAGAGACGGUGUCAGAUUGACGCUUGAAACUGAGGCUAAGUCGUCUUGAUGGCCUGAAGUACUGUAAAUUGCUUCCUAGUUGUAGCACCAGGAAUAAUCGUCCCUUUCUGCCAUACUUUAUUGGAAAAGAAAUGCUGUUCAAAUUGUUGAGAGAGCAACUAUUAUUCAACCCAAGAAACUUGAGAUGUUAUGCUACCAAUAUAUUGUACCAAAUUUGCUACUUCUGAAUUUCUGGCUCACAAGAUACGUGGUCGAUGAAACGAAAUAUAACUCGUGUUACCUUUCUUCUCAA
Malus domestica (apple) is the source of this 1521-nucleotide messenger RNA. RefSeq lists its product as uncharacterized. NCBI's taxonomy places the organism in Eukaryota, Viridiplantae, Streptophyta, Magnoliopsida, Rosales, Rosaceae. The record is from RefSeq and is a predicted model, not a curated record.